AUGACAAUGGAGCUGAAGAAAGACCAUUACCUGGGUUGUCUAGGCAUCAUCUACGGAGCGUUAUACACGUCUACAACCCCGUUUACCCCUCCCCAUCACCGUUACCAUCACCACCACACCACACCACACCACACCACACCACACCAUGGCCUACUAGCAUACUCGUCUAAUAUGCCUAGAUACGACCUUGCCAUGCGCAGCGCGAUUGUUACGAUGAGAGCAAUUGGCAUGACGACAAGUGAGAUAUCAGAACGGACUAAUAUCUCGAUCCGGACGAUCUCGUCGAUCUGGAAACGGGCUCUUGAACGUGGUUUUGACCCUCAAAGUCAACCUUCUAUAAUCACCGAGGCCCAUGUCACUGAUGCUGUUCGUUCUGGUCGUCCAGAGAAGCAAACACAAGAGGUGAUUCAUCUUGCCUUAUCAAAAGCACGCCCAGACCGAUAUGGACGCGAGAAAACGUUCGCGACUAUCGCUAGUGAGCUAUGCUCCGCACUUAAUAUAUCGAUCUCUAGUACUACAGUCUGGCGAGCUUCACGACGUGCGGGUUUUCGGAAGACGAGGCCGACGCGUAAGGCCGGUUUAAACGCAAAAAUGCGACUUGAUCGAUUAAGAUGGUGUCUUCAGCGCCAAUAUUGGGACUCGGAAAACGUGACCUGGACCGACGAAACUAGCAAAAUUCAAAGGAUCUAUUUAUUUAAAAGGAAAUUAUAA
Messenger RNA from Penicillium longicatenatum, 711 nucleotides. RefSeq lists its product as uncharacterized. The transcript is spliced from 3 exons. The coding region runs from base 1 to 711 and encodes 236 amino acids. Gene Ontology annotation, molecular function: DNA binding. Lineage: Eukaryota; Fungi; Ascomycota; Eurotiomycetes; Eurotiales; Aspergillaceae. The record is from RefSeq and is a predicted model, not a curated record. Gene Ontology annotation, biological process: DNA integration; DNA transposition.